AUGCCAGACAUGUACGCCAUUCGACCCUGCACAAAAGCAGACACACAAUCGAAGGACACCUCAACACCGCAGUACACACCCAACAUAAUCCCAUGCAAAAUCCACCACGACGGAGCAAUUGAUUCCUUGGACCGGUACUGGGCGCCAGUGACAGACGAAAAAGAUAACACACAAACCUCAUAUUUCCGCGGCCGCAAACUUCGAGGUCGGCGCGUUGCCCUUCCGGACGGGUAUCGAGGCGUCGUCGCAACACCAACCGAUCGCGUUUUACCUUCGAGUCAACAAGUCCCCAAUGAUGACGACGAAGUUGUAGAAGUUGAGCCCGAGGAACCAGUGAAGAUUCUGGAGAUGAAUGGUACUUUCGAGGAUCUUGUUGUAUGGGGUCAUGAGGCUCUUCCUGCGGCGGAUGAUACGUUCGUUAAAGGUGUUGAGGAGUGGCUGCAGUUUGCGGAAGCUAUGCAUGCUACACCUGCUCCGGUGAAUGGGAAAGAGGCUGCUGUCUGA
Molecule: messenger RNA, 504 nt
Organism: Penicillium canescens
Lineage: Eukaryota; Fungi; Ascomycota; Eurotiomycetes; Eurotiales; Aspergillaceae
Product: ribonuclease H2 subunit C
Exons: 4
Coding region: 1-504 (167 amino acids)
Biological process (GO): RNA catabolic process
Cellular component (GO): ribonuclease H2 complex
Source: RefSeq, a predicted model, not a curated record